Molecule: messenger RNA, 2861 nt
Organism: Marmota flaviventris (yellow-bellied marmot)
Lineage: Eukaryota; Metazoa; Chordata; Mammalia; Rodentia; Sciuridae
Gene: Gjd2
Product: gap junction protein delta 2
Biological process (GO): cell-cell signaling
Cellular component (GO): connexin complex
Molecular function (GO): gap junction channel activity
Source: RefSeq, a predicted model, not a curated record
GCGGAUUCCCCAGCUCAGCAGCUAGCUCGGCGUGCACCGCCCGGGCAUAGCAGGCAGCAGCGCGGGAGCGUCAGGUGCCCGCUGAAGUGGCAGGCGCUGGGGCUAGUGCCGGGACCCUUCCCCAACCCCCACCUUCCGGCGGAGAGCGGCGCCGGGAGACCCCAGCCUGGCUGGCGGGAGCUCUGGGACCUUCACGCAAUCAACACCGCCCCGCCCCUCUCCCCGGCAACUGCGGAAUCCGAACGCGAUCCCCGGACGGCGCCGGUUCGUGCCAGCUCUCUGGACCGCGCUAGCUGCCCCCACCGGUCCGGACGCGCGUGGAUUUCUUUCCCCGUUUCCCUCUUUUAAGUAUAAUAAAAGGGAGGGGAAAUUCGUGGAUUUUUAAAAAAUUUGUUUGCUUCUUUAAUCGGGGGGCAAUUCGCUCCCAGUUGGGAGGUGCGGCCCGGGGAGGGGCCAGGAGCGGGAACGUGCCCGGUGCUGCCCAGUCUUUGUCUGCUGCCCCCGGAUGCACAGCGAUGGGGGAAUGGACCAUCUUGGAGAGGCUGCUGGAAGCCGCGGUGCAGCAGCACUCCACUAUGAUCGGGAGGAUCCUGUUGACUGUGGUGGUGAUCUUCCGGAUCCUCAUUGUGGCCAUUGUAGGGGAGACGGUGUACGAUGAUGAGCAGACCAUGUUUGUGUGCAACACCCUGCAGCCCGGCUGUAACCAGGCCUGCUAUGACCGCGCCUUCCCCAUCUCCCACAUACGUUACUGGGUCUUCCAGAUCAUAAUGGUGUGCACCCCCAGUCUCUGCUUCAUCACAUAUUCUGUGCACCAGUCUGCCAAGCAGCGAGAACGUCGGUACUCUACUGUCUUCCUAGCCCUGGACAGAGAUCCUCCUGAGUCCAUGGGGGGUCCUGGAGGAACUGGGGGUGGGGUCAGUGGUGGGGGAAAGAGAGAAGAUAAGAAGUUGCAAAAUGCCAUUGUCAAUGGGGUGCUGCAGAACACAGAGAACACCAGCAAGGAGACGGAGCCAGAUUGUUUAGAGGUUAAGGAGUUGACUCCACAUCCAUCAGGGCUGCGCACUGCAGCAAGAUCCAAGCUUCGAAGACAGGAAGGCAUCUCCCGCUUCUACAUUAUCCAAGUGGUGUUCCGAAAUGCCCUAGAGAUUGGGUUCCUGGUGGGCCAAUACUUUCUCUAUGGCUUUAGUGUCCCAGGGUUGUAUGAGUGUAACCGCUACCCCUGCAUCAAGGAAGUGGAAUGCUAUGUGUCUCGGCCCACUGAGAAGACAGUCUUUCUAGUGUUCAUGUUUGCUGUGAGUGGCAUCUGUGUUGUGCUCAACCUGGCUGAACUCAACCACCUGGGAUGGCGCAAGAUCAAGCUGGCUGUUCGAGGGGCUCAGGCCAAGAGGAAGUCAGUCUAUGAGAUCCGUAACAAGGACCUGCCCAGGGUCAGUGUUCCCAAUUUUGGCAGGACUCAAUCCAGUGACUCUGCCUAUGUGUGAAAGGGCAGGUAUUAGGAAGGCUAAAGGGUUACAAGUUGCCACAAGACAGAUAACUGCUCAAGGUUGGAUAUAUCUGCCCUCAUAUGUAAGAUGUAGGAUAAAGCUGGUUAACAGAAGAUCUUGCAUCAAAAGGAGAGGAGAAAAAGCAGAAGCGUUAUCACAUCAUCAUUAGCACUGGUUCCACAUAGGCACUUGGGUAGGGUGAUGAAUGGAUGAGUUGGAUUUCUUUGGGACCUUUCAUUCUAUGGCCCUUCUUGAUCCCGAUAACGGUGGACUUGCACAGCUACUGAAUAGGACUUAGCUCUGCUGAGCUCCAUUCUGGUGAAUGGCAUGAGUUAAACUUUGUGACCUAUCUCAACAUAUCCCUUUAUCCUGGGCUGCAGGACAAAUAUCCUGGAAGAUCCUUCAUGUAUCUCCCCUAUCCAUCAGCAUGCCCCUUUUCCUCAACCCAGGAUAGCAUGCCAGCUUUUUUUCUGAACCUGGCCUUACAUUAGACCUAAUAUGGUUUAUCUGCAAGCUAGAGGGAAUUACAUGGGGUGCUUUUUUGGAAACUGGCCAUGGCAGAGGUUUUCACUAGAGCCCAACUGAUUGGCUCUUAGUCAUUAAGAAAACCUUAGGAAUGUCUCAAUAUUUCCAAUUUUCUAACUCAAAUUGCACUGGUGCUGUUUAUUAGGGGUGGGGGAUGGGCGGGCGGGUGGGAAUUGCAAUAUGCAACUACAACACUUUUGUGAGAUGGUUGUUGCACGGUAAGGCAUGUGUUUAUGAGCUUUGGGAUACUUCUGCCUUCCAGCUUGUGGACUUUAGGUAGCAGUAAAAGUAUUUGUUGUUGUUAAUAUUGACGGUGUCUACCCAAGCCACAUAAUUUCUAACUAGUGUAUCUUACCCAUUUUCUUACAUAGUUUUGUUGUGCAAUGCAGAUGCACAUCAUUUUGCCAUGGUUUGAAUUUACCUGUGUGCUCACACCAGAGACCUUAAUCAGCCCGUGUCAAUCCCAACUUAUUAUUUUAUCACUUAUUUUUGAAACACACACACCUACACAAUCCCUCGGCCUAAAAUACCUGAAACUAAACACUAUUGGCUAACACGUGUUUACGGAUGCUUAUUUGAGACAUAUACCAAAGGUUCUGAAACCUAUUGCUUUGGACUGUGAAUAUGUUUCUUUCUCUUUGCUCUUAUUUAUUUAAGUGCCAUACUGUACCUUUCACAUCCACUGUGUAUUUGGUUAAAGCAUUGGCCAAGAGUAAUAUUUGGAUAACGUGCUUUGAAGAAGCCCACUGUUUCCUUUGAAUUAUCAUUAUCAUUUUUGAUUUAGAUAUGGACAUGGUGUAAUAUACAACUGAGGACUUGUUUAAAAUAAAGUUCUUGCCUUUUUUUGUAAAA